Messenger RNA from Hibiscus syriacus, 2663 nucleotides. RefSeq names its product peptidyl-prolyl cis-trans isomerase CYP95-like. Lineage: Eukaryota; Viridiplantae; Streptophyta; Magnoliopsida; Malvales; Malvaceae. The coding region runs from base 137 to 2488 and encodes 783 amino acids. The record is from RefSeq and is a predicted model, not a curated record. The transcript has 14 exons. Gene Ontology annotation, molecular function: peptidyl-prolyl cis-trans isomerase activity. Gene Ontology annotation, biological process: protein peptidyl-prolyl isomerization.
UCCAUUUUCUCCUAUAUAAUCAUCACUCUCCGUUUUCAUCUGUGGCUCUGCAUUUCUCAGGUGUUCUUUCUAACUGCUUGUCGUUUGAUCAGAUUGUUGGUUAUGCCAGCUUGAAUUGUAGAUCUGGUGAACAAAGAUGGCAAAGAAGAAGAAUCCCCUAGUUUUUAUGGACGUGUCAAUAGAUGGUGAUCCUGUUGAAAGAAUGGUUUUUGAGCUCUUUUCUGAUAUUGCUCCCAAGACUACAGAAAAUUUCCGUGCCCUUUGUACAGGAGAAAAGGGAAUUGGUCCUAAAACUGGAAAACCGCUGCACUACAAGGGUUCCUUUUUCCAUCGUGUCAUUAAAGGUUCCUUGGCCCAGGGUGGUGAUUUUGUAAGAAGGGAUGGAACUAGUGGGGAAAGCAUAUAUGAUGGGAAGUUUCCAGAUGAAUCACCUAGGCUGAAGCAUGAUGGACCUGGUCUUUUAUCCAUGGCAACUGCUGAUCGUGACACUGUUGGUUCACAAUUUGUUGUCACCUUCAAGGCUAAACAUGACCUUGACAGAAAGUAUGUUGUUUUUGGACAGCUUGUGCAAGGAAUUGAAGUGCUGAAGAAAAUUGAAAAUGUGGGUGAUGAGGAAGGAAUACCGACUGUGACAGUGAAAAUUAUUAAUUGUGGUGAAUUCAGUGAAGACAAGAGGAAAAAUAAGUUGAGAAUGGGAAAAGAUGCUUCUUCUGGUGCUAACAGUUAUGAAGCGCGUAGGAAGUGGAAAAAUAAGAAAUCAAGAGAGAAAAGGAAGAAGAGGAGACACUAUUCAUCUGAUUUGGAGAGCUCUUCAGAUUCAGAGACAGAAUCAUCCGAGUCUGAUAGUGAUUCUGAUUCAUAUCUCUCAUCAUCCUCGGAUAUUAGUUCAAGUGAUGAUGGGCUCAAGAAGAGGAAGAGAUAUUCCAAACGAGAAAAACAUAGGCGAGGGAAAAGAAGAGAUAGACGACGUGACAAAAAGAGAAAACGAAGUGAUAAGAGAUCAAAGCAUAAAUUAAGGGCUUCUGAUAGCCUUACAGAUGAGGACAGCAAAACUAGCAGCGAAAGCAGCACUGACAAUGAUGUUCAAGGAAAACCACAGAAGCAUAAAGAGCCUUCUCAGAAAAGUGUUCGGAGCCAAUCCCCUUCGGCUACAGAGAAAGCAAUUCCUCACGGAAAGAUAAAAGAGGCUGAUUUUCUUGUGAAGGAACGUGAAGCUCCUAAGGUGAAUGGAGAGCGAAAGAGCAAUGGCAUUGAAGAAGAAGCUAAAUCUGAAAGCAGUGCACAGAGACAACCUGACGUGGUAGAUGAUCGCCCAAGCAAAUCUAGGAGCAGAGGCAGAAGUCCUAGAAGGUCCAUGAGUAAGAGUACGAGUCCCAGGAGUCAAAGCCGGAGCCCAAGUUGUAGCCCGAGGCGGACUGUGAGCAGGAGUCCAGGUGUGAGUAGGAAUCCCGCACGUUUUCCAGAAAGAAGUGUAAGUAGGACUCCUGUUAGAAGCGUAAGCAAAAGUCCAUUGAGGGCUAGAAAGAACAGAAGCAGUAGGAGCCCAGUUAGAGGAAAUUCUCGAAAAAGCAUUAGUAAAAGCCCUGUAAGGUCUCGUUCUCGAAGAAGCUCAAGUAGGAGCCCACCUAGGUCAACAAGAAAAUCAAUUAGUAGAAGCCCUGUUAGACUUCCAAAAAGAAGCAUUAGCAGAAGUCCCAUAAGAUCUAGGAGAAGCAUUAGCAGAAGCCCCGUAAGAUCUAGGAGAAGCAUUAGCAGAAGCCCGAGAAGCAUAAGUAGGUGCACUGCUAGGGCUCCUCCUAAGAGAAGUAUCAGCAGAAGUCCAUUAAGGGAACCAAGAAGGAAUUACCGUCGUAGUUAUUCAAGGAGCCCAUCCCCUGUUAGACGGGUAAUGUCACCACCUGAUCAAGGUAGAAGUAUAUCAAGAAGUGCUUCCCCUGAUGCAUCACCUAAGCGUAUUAGAAGGGGCCGGGGUUUCAGUGAGCGGUACUCCUAUGCACGAAGAUACAGAACCCCUUCUCCGGAUCAUUCUCCUGUUAGGUCUCAUCGUUAUGAAGGCAGGAUUGAUCGUGAGAGGUAUUCAAGCUACAGGAGGUAUUCACCCAGGCGUUAUAGAAGCCCACCAAGAGGACGAACUCCUCCAAGGUCUGAUAUGCUGUAUACCAAGUAUAGAGGCAGAAGAAGCCGGACAAGGAGUCCAUCUGUAUCCCCUAACCCAAGGCAUCGAAAUCGUCGAUAUGCUCAUAGCCGCGGCCGUAGCCCAAGUCGAAGUCGGACCCCUAUUCGCAGACGUACACCAGUUGAUUCUCCAAAAGCUGGAAGGCGAAGGUCAACUUCUCAGAGCAGGAGCCGAUCAAGAUCAAGGUCCUCAUUGAAGUCUCCGUCUCCAAAGCAGGCGAACAAAGCUAAGUCAAGGUCAUCUUCUGGAAGUCCUGAUGGUAGAAAGGGCCUGGUUUCAUACGAUGAUGGUUCACCUAGCUCAGGAAGAUGAAUUUGGGUGAAAUUUUGGGGAAGAUUUUGGUGUCAAGUGUCUGAUGAGCCCCAUCUUGUAUUUGAUGCACUGGACUUGCAGCCAGCUUUAGGUACUUGUUGUCUCUCUGUGUUGUUUGUCAGGGGUUGUGGUUAGUAAUUACAUUACCUAAUCCUAUUUUAAGUAUUUUGGUUGA